Molecule: messenger RNA, 1372 nt
Organism: Loxodonta africana (African savanna elephant)
Lineage: Eukaryota; Metazoa; Chordata; Mammalia; Proboscidea; Elephantidae
Gene: CNIH1
Product: cornichon family member 1
Exons: 5
Coding region: 70-504 (144 amino acids)
Biological process (GO): endoplasmic reticulum to Golgi vesicle-mediated transport
Cellular component (GO): COPII-coated ER to Golgi transport vesicle; endoplasmic reticulum membrane
Source: RefSeq, a predicted model, not a curated record
UACCCAGAGGGCCCUGCGCCGCCUUUCUCCGCUGCCAACGGCGCUGCUCCCUGCUCCUCCUUCCCGGCCAUGGCGUUCACGUUCGCGGCCUUCUGCUACAUGCUGGCGCUGCUGCUCACCGCAGCGCUUAUCUUUUUCGCCAUCUGGCACAUUAUAGCAUUUGAUGAACUGAAGACUGAUUACAAGAAUCCUAUAGACCAGUGUAAUACCCUGAAUCCUCUUGUACUUCCAGAGUACCUCAUCCAUGCUUUCUUCUGUGUCAUGUUUCUUUGUGCAGCAGAGUGGCUUACACUGGGUCUCAAUAUGCCCCUCUUGGCAUAUCAUAUUUGGAGGUAUAUGAGUAGACCAGUGAUGAGCGGACCAGGACUCUAUGACCCCACAACCAUCAUGAAUGCAGAUAUUCUGGCAUAUUGUCAGAAAGAAGGAUGGUGCAAAUUAGCUUUUUACCUCCUAGCAUUUUUUUACUACCUAUAUGGCAUGAUCUAUGUUUUGGUGAGCUCUUAGAACGACACACAGAAGAACUGGUCCAGUUAAGUGCAUGCAAAAGCCACCAAAUGAAGGGAUUCUAUCCAGCAAGGUCCUGUUUCCAAGAGUAGCCUAUGGAAUCUGAUCAGUUACUUUAAAAAAUGACUCCUUAUUUUUUAAAUGUUUCCACAUUUUUUGCUUGUGGAAAGACUGUUUUCAUAUGUUAUACUCGGAUAAAGAAUCUAAAUGGAAUUACGUAUAAAUUAACAUAAAAUGAUUACCUCUGGUGUUGACAGGUUUGAACUUGCACUCCUUAAGGAACAGCCAUAACCCUCUGAAUGAUUGCAUUAAUUACUGACUGUCCUCAGUCCAUUGGAGGCUUUUGUGUAUAGGAAAUUGUAGGGCUCAUUUUGGUUUUAUUGAAAUGCCAUCUAAUUAUAAAUUAGCUGUAGAUAGCAAGUGCUUUUGAUGAACUGAAAAAUGUGUGUCUGACCAGUGGGAAACUUAAUGGGUUUCCUUGUCUAUCAUGUAGAUGAUUAUAUAUGGAUACCUUUACAAAAUAAGAAUGGGAUUUUUUUCUUCUUUGACUUGAAUAUUGUCCCUGUGUAUUGCAUGAAUGAGAGAUUUCCCAUAUUUCCAUCAGAGUAAUAUACUUGCUUUAAUUCUUAAGCAUAAGUGAACAUGAUAUGAAAAUAUAUACUAAUUGUGAAGGAUGCAUUUAAAGCUAUUUUAAAUGUUUUUUGUAAGACAUUGUGUAUUAAGAAAUUGGUUAUUAUACUGUUCUAAUCUGGUGGCAAAAGUAUUCUUAAGAAUUUGCAAGUACCUUAGAUUUUCAGAACUGAAGGAGAGAACAUUGUAUAACCAUCCUGCUGUUCCUUAGUGCAGUACAAUAAAACUCUGAAAUGAA